CGAGGCGGCGGGGGCGGGCGUGCCGCGAGCCGCGGUGCGGGACGGGGCGGCCGCGGCAAGAUGGCGGUGGCGGGCAGGGGGGCUGCGGCCGUGAAGCCCAUCUUCAGCCGGGACCUGGGCGAGGCCAAGCGGCGCGUGAGGGAGCUGUACCGCGCCUGGUACCGCGAGGUGCCCAACGCGGUGCACCUGUACCAGCUGGACAUCACGGUGAAGCAGGGCCGCAACAAGGUGCGGGAGAUGUUCAUGAAGAAC
This is a messenger RNA of Phasianus colchicus (ring-necked pheasant), 252 nucleotides long. Lineage: Eukaryota; Metazoa; Chordata; Aves; Galliformes; Phasianidae. The record is from RefSeq and is a predicted model, not a curated record.